GGAUGUUUUCCUAUGGGUGUAAUAGUAGCAGUUUCUUAAUAAACUGGGAACUCCUGGCGUGACCGGUUGUUUGUUUCAGGCAGGCUGGGAAUUAGAUCCAUCCCAAAUUAUGUUUUCUUGAUUCUGUUAUUACAUGUUGGUCCUGGUUGUAUGUGAUUACUGGUGGAGACUGCAGCCCUGUGCUCUGGCCUAAGGUGGGAUACAAGGAGAACACUGAAGUUAAUUCAUUAAAAUGUGUACCACCAUACUGCAUUGAUUUAUAACAACCUGCACCGUGUUAAUGAAGAACUUGCAACCUGACACCCCCUGAGGCGCAAUGCACUGGUCACUGGAAGAGUCCAUUCAUAGCGAGAGAAACAUGAACACGUUGGUGCAGCGUAAGAUCCAAGCAGUGUAAGCGUGAGCAAUCAGUACUAAUUCCACUCAUGUUUCUCUCAUUUCAUAAAUUAUGAUUGCAAUCAAGCCAUAGAUAAGCUGCCAUCACGCAGUGUUUGUGACAGAAGUGAUCGCCGCAUUGUCUUUUCGUCAUCCUGUGUCGGUUGUGACAGGAGUGACUGACUGAAGCAUCAGCAGACAAUAACAUACACAGAAAGCCACAGCUGCUUGACUUCUCCCUAACAAGGAUGUCAUCUGAAGGAGACAGUAGCACUCACAGUGGUUCUCUGGAUUCUUUGCCCAACAUAUUAGAAACUGAUACAGCGCAGGAUGAUAUAACAGAACCACAGAUUGGUCCAAUGCAGAUCUCGCCCGAAGAAAACAUCCCGUCUGCGAGCGGGGAACGACAGACCUGCUCUGGUUGUAAAAGAAAGAUAACUGACCGCUACUUACUGAAAGCUUUAGACCAGUAUUGGCAUGAAGACUGUUUGAAGUGUUCGUGUUGUGACUGCAGACUGGGAGAGGUGGGGUCCACUUUGUUUACAAAAGCCAAUCUUUUGUUAUGUCGGAGAGACUAUUUGAGGUUGUUUGGCACCACGGGGUAUUGUUCCGCAUGUGCGAAGAUGAUUCCAGCGUUUGAGAUGGUGAUGCGAGCCAAGGGCAAUGUGUACCACCUCGAGUGUUUUGCUUGCCAAACUUGCAAUCACAGGUUCUGCGUGGGAGACAAGUUCUACUUGUGUGAUAACAAAAUCUUGUGUGAAUAUGACUAUGAAGAGAGGAUGAUGUUCGCAAGCCUAUCCUACAACUAUAACGCUUUGUCCCAGAUAAAACAACAGACCUAUAGACUGAAUGGCAGCAUAAGCGAUGAUGUGUCCAGUGGAUAUGGCAGUCCAAGUCCUAACUCCAUGUAGUAACACGUGAGGGGGGGGGUUCACCCUGAGAAUCCAGUGCAAUGUUUGGCCAUCUCAUCGUGGUACUAUCCAGGUGCAAUGCAGUGGUAUCAGUGGACCAAGACUCUGGUGCUCACUGAGCAACAGGGGGGAUAUCCCAGGCUUUUUUUUUUACAUUCUACAAGUAACUAACUACAAAUGAGCACAGGUAUUAAAUGUCUGCGACAAAUUAAGAAACUAGUUCAUGCAGAUGGUUUUGGCAAGUGAAAGACAGAAUUCCUACAAAAUAUUAUUUUAAGAUAAUAGGCCCACCAAAAGGGGUUUCUUUAUAGAAUAUUUUUAAAAUAGUUUUGGGAAUAAGGCACCCAGAACCCCUUAUAUGAUGCAUUGUGUGUGUCAACAAAGGAAGCAUGCGCAAAUAUGGCUUUUUAAAAUAAGUUUAUGAAAGCAGAAGCCUCAAAAGAUGGAUUUAUCUUGAUAAAUCUUCAAGAAUAAUAAAAUAUUAAUUUGAAAUAUUUUAAAUGGCGCAAACAUUUGAAGCCUGUGCUCAACAAAUUUAGGCGAUGGAUGGUACAAUAGGGGCUUGGGACUCUGUCAGACAUUUCAAGGAAGACCGACAAAUCAGCACUGCCUUUAUGUUAGUUCAUGAAUGUAUAGCUCCAAAGAUGUUCUCCAGUUUUGUUGAGUAUGGAGUUUAAAUAGUUAAAUCUUGGUAUGAUGAUCUUUAAUUUGUAUAAACCCAUCUUCACUGCAAAAGGAUCAAUAUUGUGAAUGUAACAUGUUGAGAUGUACUUUGGUCUGGAAACCAAGAAUUUUGACUUAAGAUUUCAUGUCCUUAGACUUAAUUGUCAGUCUUAUUAUGAUACAGACAGAUUUAAUUAACAAACUGUUCUGCAGAGUUGCAGUCAUCAAACACUUUCGCAGAAGCCAUCCUCUCUGUUAUGAGCAGAAAGAUUAAUGGGUAUAUUUCAUGAGGCAUGGUGUUCAGUGGCUCCUGUAAUGACGGAAUGAAAAGGCUCUCUGCAGACUAGCUGGCUGGUUGAGCAGACUGGGCAAAGGAAAUGUGAAUUUGAACAAGAAAUGGAUAGCUAGAUUAUAGAUAUAUUUGGUUCCGAUUUCUGCGUUGUACAGAGAACAAGGCUGUUGAGCAAAAUUAAAACAGCAGCGGGUAUUUGGAUCUGAGAUUCUUUUAUCACUUAUUAAAUAGCAUAAAACAUUGAAAGUAUGGUUUCACAUUGUCUUGCUGUAAUAUUAUGAAGAAUUAAUCAUUGGUUCAUAGUCUUUGUAGGGGUCAGCAUUUUUAUUUUUAACUUGUAUAUUAUUGUAACAUUAUCCUUGUUAUUAAUAUACAGUUUCAAAAAAUAAUCCUCUUGCUUCACUGGAAGGGAUAUUUGCAUAUUUCAUCACAACUUCACUAUUUUUGAUACAGAUUAUGGUGCUAUUAGUCUGUUAUCUUUAUUAUUUUUCAAGAAACACCUUUGUAAAUACUUCAAUAUAAGUGAGAGAAAUAUAUUUAUUCACUUUAUAGUGACCUGUGUAAACUUGUAUCAUAUAUAGCUGUUAUAAAAUUUCAAGCUAAGAUUUGAUUUUCAAAGUUUCAACUUUAAAUAUUAUGUUACUAUUUUAAUGAAGCACUAGUGACAUCAAUUUUGUAUUCUACAAGCUACUGUAAGAUGUGUUCCAGGUGUUCAUAGAACUGGUUUUAGUAUACUGGCUAAAUUAGCACACCCAACACAGCUGUGUGUUUUAAUUUAAAAGGAUGAUACCUUCACCAUAAUUAUACAUUAUUAAUGAAGAAAUUUUACAUAAUUAUGCUUUUACCCCCACAUUAAGUGAAUCAUAUGUUGAAUGGGAUCGUUUGUGCAUGAUUCAACUGGUGGCACAUUUCUUUCAAAAAUAGUGACAUAUUUUCUUGUUUUCUUGUUGAAAACACAUGCGACAGAUUCAUUUGGCUACUGCAAUGCAUUUACAUUUUUGUUAAGAAAUUAGUCUGCAAGGCAUCACAAUAUCAUCUUAGUCACUGCCCAAAGGAAGAAUUCCACAUGAGCACUAACAGCAAUGACAUUAAUAAGCUAACUUUGGCAAGCAAGGAAAAAUUGCCAGAGAUUUGCUAAGUAUCACUGAAGCACCACUUUCCCAUAUAAAUUAUUGUGAUUAUUGCACCUUCUUGGUGUCUUUAUUAUGUUGUGUUACUAACUUUGAACUUUAUUGUAAACACGAAAUCAGGGAACCUCGUAGCCCUCCAUGAUAUUUAUAAUAUAAUGGCCAAUAUAUGAUAUGUUUAUUCAACACAUUGCUGGUUCUUUAUAGUCACUGGAUUUUGUGAUUGAAGAACAAAUGUUAGCUGUGCCAGCUUGGAGGAGAAUGGAAUUGUGUUAGCUGUACCAGCGGAGGAGAAUAGAAUUGUGUUGGCUGUGCCCCCGUAGAGGAGAAUUGUGUUGAUAUAGAGCUUGUUGCAGCAACCUGGAUUCAGCAGGUCAGGACGACAGUUUGUGCAUUUUUUUCCAUCUUUGUUGUACAUACUUAAAUAUAUGAAAAUAAAAAAAAUGUCAAAUAUU
Molecule: messenger RNA, 3823 nt
Organism: Lingula anatina
Lineage: Eukaryota; Metazoa; Brachiopoda; Lingulata; Lingulida; Lingulidae
Product: LIM domain only protein 3
Biological process (GO): positive regulation of transcription by RNA polymerase II
Cellular component (GO): nucleus
Molecular function (GO): DNA-binding transcription factor binding; transcription coactivator activity
Source: RefSeq, a predicted model, not a curated record